GAAGACGAAGAAGACGAAGAAGAUGAAAGAACGAUGACAAUUGAUGAUAAGAACUUUUUGUAUGGAUCGGCUGGCGAUCAUUAUUCGUUUAUCAAGAGUCAAAUAAAAGAACAAUCACAAUCAGUUGGGAGAUUAGGCAAAAAGAUCUUUGUGGCUCCAAAGAGAAUUAUGCAUUGCAGAGUGAUGCAGAUCAUCAAUGUAGGAUCUGAGCGUGACUGUAAUUAUGAGUUGACUGUAUAUCAUAAUGGUCUACAACACGCUAUUCAUCGAGGUAGCCUACGAAAGAUUGGUAAAAACUUGAGCGCAGAUCGACCUCAAGAAGAUGCAAUGAGACUAGAAGUGCAGGAACCCUUUUCUUUGACUUUUGCCGUUGCCGCACGGUACUCUAAUACACGACUUCGAGAUGGAUUAGCCAAGAUCGGAAUCUGGCCAAUCACACAAAAGACUGAGUUACCUGACACAGGUUAUGCCGUGCUCACGUUUGAGCAUAAACAAGACAUCAAGAACCAUGGCAUCACGCGGUUCAAGUUGACCAAGAUAAACGACCGCCGACCUGGGUUAUUCAAGUGGUUUAAUAUCGAGCUCGUUGUAGAUGUCAAGAUCGUCGAGGAACUGCCUCCGACGGUUCAAAAGUUUCCUUGGGCCUAUACACUUACAGAAAACUAUUCAGAACUGACUUGUGAAAGCGCACAAAGUAGUGACAUCACUCAAGAUUCCAACCUUGUCAUGGCAUCUCAACAACACUGUCAAGGUGGAGACUAUCUUACAAUCUAUACCCGAGGUGUGGCUCAUCCGAUAUGGAAACGGUAUUGGGUAACUAUGGAUAACCAUCAGUUAAUUCUUUAUGACUUUACAUACAAGUUAACAAAGGACCCACUUCAUAAAAUAUCCUUAUUACCAUUACAGUCCGUCAAGAAACCUACACUAGACGACUGCGAAAACGUGGGUAUCGCUCGAAAGACAGGAAUUAUGCUUCAAUUUGACCGUUUAAAGGCCACGGUGGGUGAUGAAGAUAUUCAUUUUGAUGAUGCUGAAGGGUUAGAAGGAAAGAUGUUUAUUUACUGCGACGAUGAAGCAUAUGCUGUUCAUUGGCGUAGAGCACUGGCUGCUUACGCUGAAAAAGAGAUUGAUAAAGACAUGGAAGAUCAAAACGGCGUAGACUUGAAGUUUUUAUGGUAAAAAAAAAAGUAUUUAGACAAUACAUAACUUAAAUCAAUAAAUAUUAUUUAAUACUUGA
Messenger RNA from Rhizopus microsporus ATCC 52813, 1237 nucleotides. RefSeq lists its product as uncharacterized. The transcript is spliced from 7 exons. NCBI's taxonomy places the organism in Eukaryota, Fungi, Mucoromycota, Mucoromycetes, Mucorales, Rhizopodaceae. Bases 34 to 1179 code for a protein of 381 amino acids. The record is from RefSeq and is a predicted model, not a curated record.